CAAGCACCUAUUCGCUCGCAUUCGCGCACAACCAGCCCACGCAAGCUCUCCUAGUGUAGUUUAGAGCAGGUCAACAUACACCAGCUGCAGCCACAACCGCUUCGUCACGUUCACCCUCGGUUCCUCGAUACCAUUUCGCGGCCAGCCUGGGGUAGAGAGCCGUCUUGUGUUCAUCGGGAGAAAAAUGUCGCGGAAAAAUGUCGCUCGCACGGCGACGGCCCUCCUGCUGGGACUGGCGGUGGCUUCCGUUCGAGUCGAAGGCCAGUAUGGCGACAUGGACUUCGAAGGCAUGAUGGACGGCUAUGAUGACUACUUCGGGGACAUGAUGGGCAUGGGCGACAUGAUGCCGGGGAUGGGAGGGAUGUUUGGGGGCAUGGGGGGCGGGAUGGGUUACGGGGGAUACGGGUACGGAGACCCGGAGCCCUCGCACACGGAUCUCGCCGACAUGGCUGAAGUGGAGAAGUUCAUCACCGCCGACCCGCUAACGCCGUGUGUGAUCGGGUUCUUCGACGAAGACACGGACGGCGCUGACGUCAUGAACUACAGGACUGCAGCGCAGAGAAUGUCGCAGACUGGAGUCCGGUUCGGUCUCGCGACGGAGGAGGAUAUCCUGGAGGGGCUCAAGUACAAGUCCGGCCGCGUGAUGGCCUACCCCGCGAAGCGCUUCCUGGAGGACGGCGGCCGGCCAAAGCAGCGGUACCCGGGCAGCGGCGCUCUCGACCCAGAGUCGCUUCAAAUUUGGGUGGUCAAGGUCGUGACUCCCCUGGUUGGCCUCUUCACCUGGGAAAAUGGUGGGCUGUACCAGGAGAUCGGCUUGCCGGAGCUGACGGCGUACACAAAGGUUGACUUGGAAGAGGACGGCGAGCACUUCGACGCUGUCGCGGCAACACUCCGCAAGGUGGCAUCGGCGAGGCUCCCGGAGAAGAGGCUGUCGUACGUCGUCGCCAACAAGGAGGACGUGGUCUCUCUGGCCUCAAGGUUUCAGUUCCCUGAACCCGAGGGCGAGGAGGCUCCUGAGGCCGUUACCGUCGGCAUCCGCUCGGAGAACAAGUUCUACCGCAUGGACGGGAAGUUCGACGAGAAGACGGUGGCCGAGUUCGUCGAUGCGUACCUCAACGGAUCGCUCAAGCCGACGCACGUAGAAGCGAUGGACGAGGGCAUGGGGUCUUCCGGGGCCGGCGAUGAAAUAGACGACGAAGAUAGCGACGUCGUGGCGUUGACGUCGGACAACUUCGACGAGGUAGUGAAGGCAGAAGGGACAGAUGUGAUGCUAGAGUUCUACGCCCCGUGGUGCGGGCACUGCAAGUCGCUCAAGCCUGUGUACAACGAGGUAGCGAACGAGGUGUCAGACAUGCCGUCGGUAGUGGUGGCCAAGAUGGACGCCGACGCUCACACACCCCCCGCGGAGUUCGAGGUCCAGUCUUUCCCGACCCUGUUGUUCUUGAAGGCUGGAGACAAGGCCAACCCCAUCCCGUACGACGGCCCGAGGGACAAGGAGGCCAUGGUGGCCUUCAUCCGAGAAAACGCCACACCCCCCGCCGCGGCCGCUGGAUCGACCGAGUUGUGACUCGAUUCGUAGCGUGUGGUUAACAAACGACAGUAGUGUUCUUCUGUGGCGAUUAUAAGAGGGGUGGUUGACGAGCGACAGCGUUCUGGGGGAGGAAAGGAUACCCUCCAGUGUCCUGCUGCGCUAUGGCGACUGACGUCUUCAAUUCAGCCUCUCCGAAAGGGCCAUUACACUUGGCCUCAGGUCGUUUCACCGGUCAUGCGUAAGGCCUUGUUGACGUGGGAUGGUAGGGGGCACGGGUGGUACGGGCCGUCGAGUGUUGAGGUGUGUCCUACUAAUGCAGUGAGCUUGUGCGGUUUGUGGGCGGUUUUUCUUUCGAUCGGGGGAGUAAAAUGACUCACACCUCUCCUGGGAUGCUUGCGGUGCGUUACCCGUGCGAGAGUCGUGAGCGAAUAGCGCUUUCGUGCCUACCCGAUAGCAACAAGCUUAAGUUUGACGUGAUGUAUAGUGCUUCUCAGUUGUGUUUAUGUCCAUGAAAUGUAUCUGGAAGGCUUUUUCGGGGGGUUGUUCCAACCACCUUUUGACCUCGUGUAACCGUAUGCCAACGUAAGCUGGAAGCAAUUCGAUGUAACGCGGUCGCCACCGAAGACAUCCCUCCCCUUUCCAUGAACAUGGAUAGUCCUGGUGUCCUGCUGUCAUGUCAGAGUGUGAAGCACUGUUUCCCAUCGUUCUCAACCUUUCGUACAUGCACCUUUGCCAACGCGUUUUGCAUGGAGAUCCCUCCCGCAUGGCAUUCCACCACCUGACGUUUACUUCUUGUAAACUUGUGCCAUUGUUUCCUGUCGGCGCCAGCUCACUUACAUGCUUGCCGAUUCUGCGUGAAGAAUGGACCAAGAUGGGUCCAGAGCGCAUGAUACUCUUCCGACGCAGCACUUGACGACUUGUGCAUCUUUUCUAAAGGUGUGAACCCUCUCCAACAAGGCAUACGUCCACCUUCAUCAACCACUGACGCGUGGCUUUGCCGAACCGAUCGUCCCUUGACCAUCUGCAUCAUUUCUUGCGUCAUCUGCAGGCCUUGCUAUCCAGCGAUGGUCUGUUGGAUCAUCAAAGGUGUCACCGUUGUGUUUCUCGUCUUUUGUAAUCGAUCAACCGAAGCCAGAGUUCCGUCAUCUCUGCUUCAGCACCGUGUCCUGCGAGCCCCCUCUCAUUCUGCUCUGCAUGUGCCACCGGUGACGUCGCACCCACCGCUGUAGUGGCCUUCUGUUGAACUCCAAGAACUCGUCCUGGUGGCCGAUGCAAGGGUCUUGGCGGCGAGGCUGUCGCCAAUGUCCUCGGCAGUGACAGCAACGGCCGCGUUCCCUACCUCGGCCCCUUCCCCAUCAAG
Messenger RNA from Ectocarpus sp. CCAP 1310/34, 2891 nucleotides. Lineage: Eukaryota; Phaeophyceae; Ectocarpales; Ectocarpaceae. The record is from the annotation of a GenBank genome assembly.